Pollicipes pollicipes is the source of this 3831-nucleotide messenger RNA. RefSeq lists its product as uncharacterized. The transcript is spliced from 27 exons. Gene Ontology annotation, cellular component: replication fork protection complex. Gene Ontology annotation, biological process: entrainment of circadian clock; DNA repair; replication fork arrest. NCBI's taxonomy places the organism in Eukaryota, Metazoa, Arthropoda, Thecostraca, Pollicipedomorpha, Pollicipedidae. Bases 1 to 3687 code for a protein of 1228 amino acids. Gene Ontology annotation, molecular function: DNA binding. The record is from RefSeq and is a predicted model, not a curated record.
AUGUGGUCGGCUGGUCGCGAGCAGCCGCCGCCCGGGCAGGAGCCGCCGCCAUCCCCGGAGCAACCAGAUGAAGACGAGAACGACGACGACGAGGAGGGGGAAGAAACCAUUGCUGAAGACCGCGAGCAAGAAUUCGACUUCAAGGAGUUCAUCAAAAGGUUCAUGACGGCGAAGGUGCUGGAGCCCUACUGCUGGCUGCUGCGCUACUUCGACACCAACACACCGGAGGCCAAUCACUGCGUUCUCAAGAUGCUGCACCGCGUGGCGUGGGACCACCAUAUGUCGGCCAUGCUCUUCCAGGCCAGCCUAUUCAGAACGUUCCAGCGGAUGAUGGAUGACGUGCGCCACAGCCGAAACCCUGCAUUGAAGGAACUGAUCCGCUUUGCCAAGUUCGUUCUCCGGAAGUUCUUCGCUGUUGCCGCGACCAACAAGAAGGUGUUUAUGGAGAUUCUGUUCUGGAAGUCACCUCGCGAAGCCUAUGAGGUGGAGCAUGGCUACGACACGUACCAGGAAACAUCAAAGGCAUCCAAGGUGUCCUGGUCGGAGGAAGAGGAAGAUGAGCUGGCCCGAGUCUACGAGGAGCUCAGAGCAGUGGAGACCAACGACCCGGAGCGGGACCUGCUGGACCGGAUCCUGGACACGCUGAUCUGCCGGGAGCGCACGCGCCGCCAGGUGGCCAAGAAGCUGAAGACGCUGGGGCUGAUCAGCGACACGCGCCAGCUGAAGGGCCGCUCGGCGCCCGCCGGACCGCCGCGCGAGUGGACCGAGCAGGAGGUGGCCGAGCUGACCGAGCUGUGGAGCCGGUACCGCGACGCGGCCGACCCGCUGUCGAUGAUCUUCGACCACCUAACCGUGCGUCGCCCCAAGAAUCGGAUCCGGGACAAGCUGCUCGCGCUCGGCCUGGCCACCGACAAGAAGCAGCUGUACAAGAAGCGAGCGGGCGGGCGACGUCGCCCGACGGACCCGACCGGCCCAGAGGACGAAGAUGGGGUGCAGCGGGGCAGCGGCAGCGACAGCGACAGCGACGGGGGCAGUGACAGCGGCUCGGACGGGGAGCGCGCGGUGCCGUCCCGGCACGGCGAGGCGGCGCGCGAGGUGCUGACCUGGCUCCAGGAAUCGCUGGAGGAGGCGGUGGCGCUGCGCCGCGCUGACCCCGACGAGGCCGUGGCGCUGGUGCCCGUCUCCGAGACGUGCGCCCAGGCCCUGGAGACGGACGACGGGCGGCGGCUGGUGACGCUGCUCGGCGGCCAGCAGCCCGGGGACGGCGAGAUGUUCUGGAGAUGGCCGGCCGCCCUCGCCACGGACGUGCUCGACAGAAACGCCGGUCUGCUGGCUGACUGGCUGACCGGCGACGGGCCGCCCACCCGCGAUGGAGCCGACUCCGAGAAGGAGAACGACGACCCAGCGGGGGCUGAGCUCAGCCGCAGUUUGCACGUGGACUCGUCCUCGGAGGACGAGCAGCAGACGCUGACGAGGCCCACGCAGAGGAGCCGCCUCCUCUCAUCGGAGGACGAGCAGCAGACGCUGACGAGGCCCACGCAGAGGAGCCGCCUCCUCUCCUCGGAGGACGAGCAGCAGACGCUGACGAGGCCCACGCAGAGGAGCCGCCUCCUCUCCUCAGGCGACGAGAAUGAACCCGACGUUACCUCCGACGCACAACGAAAGACGGUAACAACUGUCCUCUCUUUCUCUGCUGCAGGUCGCGAGCAGCCGCCGCCCGGGCAGGAGCCGCCGCCAUCCCCGGAGCAACCAGGUGAAGAUGAGAACGACGACGACGAGGAGGAGGAAGAAACCAUUGCUGAAGACCGCGAGCAAGAAUUCGACUUCAAGGAGUUCAUCAAAAGGUUCAUGACGGCGAAGGUGCUGGAGCCCUACUGCUGGCUGCUGCGCUACUUCGACACCAACACACCGGAGGCCAAUCACUGCGUUCUCAAGAUGCUGCACCGCGUGGCGUGGGACCACCAUAUGUCGGCCAUGCUCUUCCAGGCCAGCCUAUUCAGAACGUUCCAGCGGAUGAUGGAUGACGUGCGCCACAGCCGAAACCCUGCAUUGAAGGAACUGAUCCGCUUUGCCAAGUUCGUUCUCCGGAAGUUCUUCGCUGUUGCCGCGACCAACAAGAAGGUGUUUAUGGAGAUUCUGUUCUGGAAGUCACCUCGCGAAGCCUAUGAGGUGGAGCAUGGCUACGACACGUACCAGGAAACAUCAAAGGCAUCCAAGGUGUCCUGGUCGGAGGAAGAAGAAGAUGAGCUGACCCGAGUCUACGAGGAGCUCAGAGCAGUGGAGACCAACGACCCGGAGCGGGACCUGCUGGACCGGAUCCUGGACACGCUGAUCUGCCGGGAGCGCACGCGCCGCCAGGUGGCCAAGAAGCUGAAGACGCUGGGGCUGAUCAGCGACACGCGCCAGCUUAAGGGCCGCUCGGCGCCGGCCGGACCGCCGCGCGAGUGGACCGAGCAGGAGGUGGCCGAGCUGACCGAGCUGUGGAGCCGGUACCGCGACGCGGCCGACCCGCUGUCGAUGAUCUUCGACCACCUAACCGUGCGUCGCCCCAAGAAUCGGAUCCGGGACAAGCUGCUCGCGCUCGGCCUGGCCACCGACAAGAAGCAGCUGUACAAGAAGCGGGCGGGCGGGCGGCGUCGCCCGACGGACCCGACCGGCCCAGAGGACGAAGAUGGGCUGGCGGCGGCUGUCAGCGCCUACAUGCAGCCAGACGGCGAGGCGGCGCGCGAGGUGCUGACCUGGCUCCAGGAAUCGCUGGAGGAGGCGGUGGCGCUGCGCCGCGCUGACCCCGACGAGGCCGUGGCGCUGGUGCCCGUCUCCGAGACGUGCGCCCAGGCCCUGGAGACGGACGACGGGCGGCGGCUGGUGACGCUGCUCGGCGGCCAGCAGCCCGGGGACGGCGAGAUGUUCUGGAGAUGGCCGGCCGCCCUCGCCACGGACGUGCUCGACAGAAACGCCGGUCUGCUGGCUGACUGGCUGACCGGCGACGGGCCGCCCACCCGCGAUGGAGCCGACUCCGAGAAGGAGAACGACGACCCAGCGGGGGCUGAGCUCAGCCGCAGUUUGCACGUGGACUCGUCCUCGGAGGACGAGCAGCAGACGCUGACGAGGCCCACGCAGAGGAGCCGCCUCCUCUCCUCGGAGGACGAGCAGCAGACGCUGACGAGGCCCACGCAGAGGAGCCGCCUCCUCUCCUCAGGCGACGAGAAUGAACCCGACGUUACCUCCGACGCACAACGCUCCAAGGAAGCUCAGCCCCGCGAAGGCUCCGUCUCGAACAAGGCCGUCUCUGGUCGUCGUGGCCGCGUCAGCCAAGUGACGUCAGACUCGGAUGAGGAAACUCCCAAUCGGCCGCCGCCAGAUGCAGCAACUGCCAAUCAGCGUAACAGCGCAGCUCCCGUGACGUCAGACUCGGACGAAGAGAUGCCGAGCGUGCGGCCGCACGAGACGUCCGCCAGUCAGCGAAGCCGCGUCACCCGCGUGACGUCAGACUCGGAUGACGCGGAUGAGGCGCGGCGCCCGGCGGGGCCUGGCGUCGGCUCGGACCCCGCCGCGGACCUCGGCGACGUGGCUGAGGGGAAGCGGGCGAUGACGUCAGGGGACGAGGGAUCGGACGUGGAGGCGCGCAGAGCGACCGGUGCCGCCCAGAAGAGGAGCAGGCGCAUGAUAGAGAGCGACAGCGAUUAAUCUAUGAACGGCACUGCAGUUAUCCUGGCUUGUACAGCAAUGGUCGUGAAUUUUCCACACAGCCUUGAACUAUGGAGCUGUUCGCGUUUGCUUUUAUAAUACGCUGUGUGUACACGGUGGCUUUUAUCAACAAUACAAGUAAGA